CCCUCCCCCUCCACCGUGCGCUCAGCGGUGUCUGCUUACUGCUCUUUCCCAUCUUCUCCGCUUCCCGUUCUGAGUUUUCCGAUGGAGGAUUCGCGCGACCGCAAGAGGCGCCGCGACGAGGCGGAAGAGCAGGAGUCGCCGGAGGCCAAGCGCCUCCGAGACGAUCUCUUCCUCGACAUCCUCGACGAUGACGCUGAAGCCGGAGACCAGGACAUCGCCUCCGUCAUGAAGAGCCUCGAGGAGGAGAUCGCUCUCUCCUCCCCGCCGCCGCCGCCGCCCACCCGGGCAUUGGUGAAGACCGACCAGCCGGAUCUGGGAUUCCUCCUCGAAGCCUCCGAUGACGAGCUCGGACUGCCUCCGCCGGUGCAGUCCUCGUCGGACGAUGGUGGUGAGGCUCCUGCGGCUGACGACCCCGCCGCGGAAGGAGUCGCGGUGGAGGGGGUCGUGUUCGGACAGAUCUGGGGGUUGGACGACGAUAUCACCGGCUACUACGACGGGUUCGACUUGGGGAUUGGGCCGGAUGAUAGGGUGGAUACGACGGAUGCGGCCGAGGAUGGGGUGUUCUACGACGGAGGGCUGUUCGACUAUGCCGACGUGCUCUGUGCGCCGCCCGAUUUUCUGGAUCUUUCGUGGGCGCCCACCGUCUGAUGUAAAAUGGACGCUUCUACUUUUUUUUGUUCUUUUAUAAAAUGUUUAGGAUGUAAAUUUUAGACAGAGAAACAAAAAAGAGACGUUAGAGAGA
Molecule: messenger RNA, 742 nt
Organism: Musa acuminata subsp. malaccensis (wild Malaysian banana)
Lineage: Eukaryota; Viridiplantae; Streptophyta; Magnoliopsida; Zingiberales; Musaceae
Source: RefSeq, a predicted model, not a curated record